Messenger RNA from Schistosoma rodhaini, 1187 nucleotides. NCBI's taxonomy places the organism in Eukaryota, Metazoa, Platyhelminthes, Trematoda, Strigeidida, Schistosomatidae. The record is from the annotation of a GenBank genome assembly.
UUUACAUUGAGUUCCUGAUUAGGGUCCUGGAAAGGAUUGACUAGGAGUAAAUUUGGACACACUAGGCGUAGCUUUCAUUCUCAGCUGAAAUCCGGAUUCUUCAUGCAUCGUUUCAUUAACAUAACGUUUAGUCUGUAAUUUAAAAGUUUACCAAGUUGGACUUAUACACCUUUGUUCCCGAUACUGAAAUUCUAGAACACUUCAUCAAUUUUAGUUACGUCUCCAAUCACACUUCUUAAAAUUCAAAAUCAGUUACACGGUGGAAAGAUUUAACCCGAAGGGAAAUACUUAUAAACUCUUAUUCAUUACCGAGGCUUCAGCAAAUUAAAGAUUCGAGCCUGGACCAUGUGUACAAAAGCAGAAUGAUCAGUCUAUCUUUCUAUCAGUUUUUUUCACCCUCCUAAUAUCCAAGGUUAUUGCUUAAUUGUUAGGUAAUUAUAGACUGGAUUGUUCAUUCUCUGCAAAUAAUCAAAUUGUUUUGUUUUCUCUUCAUUAAUUUUAGGAGGUAUCAUAUGGAUUUUAAGUGGCUUGAAAAUUCCUCAAACAGUGCACUGUAAAAGCUUCAUUAAGAUCUAGAAACUGAAGUAUUCAUGUUACUUCCGAGUCUGAAUAUUGAAUCAUCUAAGACAGAAUAUAAAAGAUCAUCAACAUCAUCAUCAUCAUCCAAAUCAUCGUCAUCAUCAACAUCAUCAUCAUCAUCAUCAUCAUCAUCAUCAUCAUCAUCAUCAUCAUCAUCAUCAUCAUCAUCAUCAUCAUCACCAUCAUCAUCAUCAUCAUCAUCAUCAUCAUCAUCAUCAUCAUCAUCAUCAUCAUCAUCAUCAUCAUCAUCAUCAUCAUCAUCAUCAUCAUCAUCAUCAUCAUCAUCAUCAUCAUCAUCAUCAUCAUCAUCAUCAUCAUCAUCAUCAUCAUCAUCAUCAUCAUCAUCAUCAUCAUCAUCAUCAUCAUCAUCAUCAUCAUCAUCAUCAUCAUCAUCAUCAUCAUCAUCAUCAUCAUCAUCAUCAUCAUCAUCAUCAUCAUCAUCAUCAUCAUCAUCAUCAUCAUCAUCAUCAUCAUCAUCAUCAUCAUCAUCAUCAUCAUCAUCAUCAUCAUCAUCAUCAUCAUCAUCAUCAUCAUCAUCAUCAUCAUCAUCAUCAUCAUCAUCAUCAUCAUCAUCAUCAUCAUCAUCAUCAUCAUCAUCAUAUGAUUAA